Molecule: messenger RNA, 465 nt
Organism: Morchella sextelata
Lineage: Eukaryota; Fungi; Ascomycota; Pezizomycetes; Pezizales; Morchellaceae
Exons: 1
Coding region: 1-465 (154 amino acids)
Source: RefSeq, a predicted model, not a curated record
AUGUGCCGAGACAACCCGCUCGCCGUCCGUUAUCGUGGCUGCGGCCACACAAUCAUGCUGAUCGUCGGGACCAGGCCUGAUUGCGCGGGCCACUGCUAUACCGACCAAGUCUUCCGCUACGUUCACCCGCUCGUCCCCAGAACCUGGGCAAACUCAAGCCGCCGUCUCUGCCCCUCCUGCCCCUCCUGCCACUCCGAUACUCCUCAGCUGCCGGUGCUCCGCAGGCCCGGCCCCGAGCACAGAGUGGUCGCCACGCCGUUUGAGGAGGGGGUGUAUGCGUAUGAUAGCUGCCUGCGGAGAUGGCGGAGUGAGAGGCUUCACCAUAUGGCGGAUCAGGAAAGGAGGGGGCGGUGGGGUCUGGAGGACGGGACCUUGGAGGAAAUAUUGAGGCAUGUGCGGUGGAUGUUGGAGGAUAGGAGGAAGCAUAGGGUGUAUCGUGAGGAGUCUGAGGUGCUGGAAAGCUAG